Messenger RNA from Catharus ustulatus (Swainson's thrush), 12029 nucleotides. RefSeq names its product Scm polycomb group protein like 4 (gene SCML4). Gene Ontology annotation, molecular function: protein binding. Bases 602 to 1870 code for a protein of 422 amino acids. The record is from RefSeq and is a predicted model, not a curated record. The transcript is spliced from 10 exons. Lineage: Eukaryota; Metazoa; Chordata; Aves; Passeriformes; Turdidae.
GGUAGGAAGAGUCCAAAUGUCUUCACCUUGCAGGUUGCAGAGCUCCCAAAACAAAAAGAAAUGGCAAUCUUUCUUCUCCAUGUAGUUGCAAAGGGAAGGGAAACGCGCCACGCAGGCCUCGUUUUCUGCGUGUAAAAUGCGUGUGUUCUUUAAAAGGCAGUGGUUGGCUGCUUAUCCGGACAUGAUGUGGUUGAAGCUGUCAUCGUAAUGGAAAUUCAUUGCUGUAGCUAUGGUAAAUUGAGUUUUCUGCCUGUGCUGAAUGCAUUAGUCUAAUGAGAUGUUUGCAGCUGGAGAGCUGAGCUGCUGGAGGCUUACACUACGCUAAAAGACAGGGAGAAGAUGGCUUUUGCUGGGUCCUUGUGACUGUGCUGAAAGUCCUCUGUCCUUUGGGUCCUAAUGCCCAGGCUCUCUAAAGACUCUGCUCAGUGUCUUAGCCUAAGCAAUAGGUGUUUUGGAGCUAACUUUGGGGGAGGACGGAGCGCGGGGCUGCGAUGCCUGCGGGCACCCGGCUGGUCCCUCCCUAGCCCUCCAGCCCCCGCUGCCGCCCAGCCCGCACCCACCGCCUGCUGACAGAGGGUGAAGCCCGGCGUGUUUCAGGCAGAUGAGCAACCCACUGUGCCUGGACCCCAGCCUGGCUGCUGGGGAGAUGCAGUCCCCCAGGAUGGCAGGGAAGAAGCGAGGGAGGCCCCCGCUGCAGCCAGCACCCCUCAAGAUGGGUGUUCACAACCUCUUCUCAGCACCAGCUGGUGCUCUGCCAGUCAUGAAGAUCCCAAAGAAGAGAGGGAGAAAACCUGGGCACAAGCUGAAAUCUCGUGUCCUGAUGACUCCUUUAGCAAUCUCCCCGCCGAGAAGCACGCCGGAGCCAGAUAUUAGUUCAAUCCCCCAGGAUGCAGCUACGGUGCCCAACUCGGACACCCCACAGGCUCUCACAGUCUGCAUUUAUGUCAACAAACAAGCGAACCUGGGGCCGUACCUUGACAGAAAAAAGGUGCAGCAGCUGCCAGAGCACUUUGGCCCGGAGCGGCCGUCGGCAGCCCUGCAGCAAGCAGUGCAAGCCUGCAUCGACUGUGCACUCCAGCAAAAGGUGGUCUUCUCCCUCAUCAGACAGGGCUAUGGAGGCGAGAUGGUGUCAGUUUCAGCUUCUUUUGAGGGGAAGCAGCAUCUCCAGAGCCUGCUGGUAGUGAACAGCAUUGGGUAUGUCCUGCGCUUCCUGAAGAAGCUGUGUCGCAGCCUCCUGUGUGACAAUCUCUUCAGCAACCAGCCUUUCCAGCAGUACAGUGCCAUGACAGACAGCCCAGAGGGAUAUGAAAACAGAAGGAUGGAGGCAGCAGAGACAGUUAUACCUGAGGACUACCUGGCAGAUGCUCCGAACAGGAAGCAGUACAGUGUGGAUCCUGCCGACGCUGCCUUGGGCUCCAUGGGCUCCAUGUACGCCAUGCGGCAGAGUCCUGCAGACGGACACCCUGCUGGAGCCUCCUCUUCCUCCUGUAGCCAUCGUCCUGCCCACAUGUCUUCAGGGGGGUCCUCAUCUACUGGCCUGCACCAUCAGACCUCCAGCCCAACAAGGAAUGGGGCCUAUCUUGAAGGAAACACAAGUGCCUCAAGUCCUUCACCUGAACAACAAGAUGUAGCUCGGCCAUCAAGCAAGAACCCUUUGACCUGGACAGUGGAUGAUGUGGUUUGGUUUGUGAAGGAUGCAGACCCUCAAGCUUUAGGCCCUCACGUGGAGCUCUUCAGAAAACAUGAAAUUGAUGGCAAUGCUUUGUUACUGCUGAAAAGUGACAUGAUCAUGAAAUACCUGGGGCUGAAACUGGGACCAGCACUGAAACUGUGUUACCACAUUGAUAAGCUCAAGCAAGCCAAGUUCUAAUAAUUUCUUGAACAACAGAAUCUGAGCUAAAUCUAGAUGGAAGACUAAAGGUAACAUGUUGCCUUAUAGAAAUGCAUUCAUUUGCAGAUUGCUUUUCCUUCUUUUUUAUCAAAGACUUUGUCUUUUUUAACAUUUGUGCGUUGUCACCUUUUUUUAAUCCAAUGGGAUCUUUUGGGCUGCUUUGUGUUAAUAAUUUGCCAAGAGGUAUAUAAUUACAAUAAUUAUUUUGUAUCAUUAAUAUUAUUAUGAUUAUAGUAAGCCCUAUUUUUGUAACCACAAGUGGGAAAUCAAAACCAAACACAGCUACAGCAUAUGCAUAGGACUGCUAGAAGACGAGCCAAGAGUCCCUCACUAGCCACGGGUCCGCCUCUGAAGAGUAAUCGCAGUCCUGCAUUGCCUGGGCACCAGCUCCUCUCUCCGUGCUCAGGGGCUGGGACAGUGCAGCGUUUGUCCGAUGGAAACUGCCCCGUGUCUUGCACUAUCCGGAAAACUUGAAUUAUUCACUUAAACAAAUAAACAAAACAAAACAACAACAAAAAAAAAGAACAAAGAAAAGAGAAGGAAAAUAAUAAUAAGAAAAAAUAAUAAUUAUAAAAAAGAGGGAGGGGAAGGAUUUUUCCCCAGCUGAAGAACUUUCUCCCGCUAGAGGGAGCAGCCCCAGCAGCCUUGCGGCUGGAGCUGUGAUGCUGCGGUGCUUUCAGCCUGAUGAGCUUGGACCAUCGUGGCUCUGCUGCCGAACACGUCCAUAAACACGGCCGAGGAAUCACAGGCUCCCAGCAGCAUGCGCCCGUCACCGUUUACAGAUAAUGAAUCCAAGAGGAGCCCAAAGGCAGCGGGUGUUUCUGGCAGGAUGUUUCCCGUCACACCAAGGAGGGUGGGGGCUCCCACGGUGUCAGCUGUCAGCUCCCGGGCCGCCGCAGCCACUCCAGGAAAAAUCUGAAUUCCUGGGUUUGUUUUUGUUUGCAUCUCUCAAAAACAAGGAAGCCUGGCGGGAUCGUUCCUCACAAGGACCUGGGGGAGGCAGUCAGUGGAGUCCUUUUACAUGUAAGUAAUGCUUAUGACAAAAAUUCCUCAUUGCAUGAUGUUGUUUUGUUUUAUUUCACUUGAGAGGCAAUUAGGAAACAAACAUUAUUCUGAUUGCUGUAAUAUAGAAAUUGUUAUCUAAUUUUUAUCUUUCAAGCCUUGUCAGUGACGGUAGUUAAGCAGCUCUGCUCUGCUGAGGAUGUCAGGCCAUUUCCUCAGAACAGGCACUAAAGAACCAGAGUAUGCAUGUCAGCUGCUUCUCCAUUGGCUGCUGCUUUUAGCAUCGCCUGUAGAAAUUAUUUCACUUGCUGUUCCUUUCACAGGUCUCCCUUCAGACUGUAGCCAACCCAGUUGUAUUUUUAAACUGUUCCCAACAGGUGAGUGGACGUGCCAUACCUUUAAAAGUAACACAUGUGCCUCUUUUCUUCUUUUAAACACUCGCAGUUGGAUCAAAAGGCACUUUGGUUGCUCCAGGCAGUUUCAAUUCCUCAUGAGCUUUUACUUUUUUUUUUUUUUUUUUAAAAAGCAAGCAAGGACCUGGGGACUAUUCCUCCCUUGUCUGAGUGGUGGUUACAGGGUAUUGGGAGCACAGAGACGGUGCUCCCUGGCAGAUCAUUUUCUGGGAUCUUGCACGGCUGACCAACUCAGCCUCAGCUGCCAACACAUGCCAGCCUCGCUGCCUUCCCAUCCACCUGCCAUUGCAGCCUCUUCUCUCACACCAGCAAAUGCCUCCUUCCCCAGCCAGACCUAAUUGCAUUUCAAGAAAUGCCUCUGGGAAUGCCUCCACCUCUCUGAGCCCACUGUCUUGCUUGGCAGGCUGAGGAGUGCAGCAGCCUUUGCAGCAUCAGCAGCUUUGCUCAGUGUGAUUCAUGCAGGCAGGCACCCGUGGGACUGGCAUGUAAAACAUCACUCUGGGCUGUUAUUGGCCUUAAACUGAUGGCUGAACUUCUAGAGAUUGUCAGCAGCAUAGUUACACUUCCCUCCUUUGUAAAGAAUGGAUGGCUGUGAGAGAUUAAACAGAGCAUUAUUAGCUAAACCAGCGAUAAUUAGUAAAACAACAAAAAAAUGGUUGAUAAAGUUUUUGUGUGGCAAGAACACCACUGGAUCAGCAGCAGGCACACACCAUCCUCCAAAGGCUGGUCCUGACUGCAGCAGCCCUGGGAAGCCAUUCCUCACCCUGGCACAGCCACCCCACGGUUCAUUCCUGCCCCUGGGAUGCAGUACACCCCCAUCACUGGCUGCACAGUUUGGGGGCUGCACAAUCUCAGGAAGGAAUCUGCCAGCCCUUACUGCCCCAAAACCUACUCAAACCUCUCAGUUAAUUAGUUAGUGCCUUCUUUAUUUGCCUGCCUACUCUCUCUUUUCAUUUGAAUACCUUCUGUUUGAAAGAAAAAUGUCAUGAGGGAGAUCCCCCAGGUCCUUCAAGCAGCCUGUGAAUGAUCCCUCAGCUCACCCCACAGAGCAGAAUCUCCAGGCUCAGACAUCUGCCUGGAUACAACUGAUCCUCCCUCAGCACCAGAAAGACAGGCAAGAAUUAAAUGUCCCCUUUUUAUUAAUUAAAAUUAAAUGCUUUUCAGGCCCUUCCCAUCUCUGAACUACAGCCUCCCUCCAGGGCCAGUUGCCUGCUUCUUCCCAAAGCAGCAAGGAGGGAGACAGAGUAGGUUCCCAAAGGAACUGCCUGCUGCUGGCUGAUCCAGCAGGGCAGCAGGUGUGGAAUGACCAAAACCAGCUGCUCCCUGGUCUGAAACUGGUUUGGCUGGAGAGACGUGUCAUGCCCAGGGAUUUGGUCUGGGGGAUUUUCCUGUCAGACACAUGCAGGUUGCACCCCAAUGUUUCAGUCUGCACCUUCAGCCAGUUGCAUGUUCAGUCUGUCGCGGUGUUGAUUUUGUCUCCAAAUCCACCUUCUUGAGCUUGUGUUAUGGAACUGCUCUGCUGGCACAGGCUGCUUCCACAUCAACAGGCUUGGGGUUGCUAGGGAAGUAAGUUAUAACAAGCACAUUGAGGGUAAAAAUUCAGGGAAACUGCAGGUCAGCAAGAUCCUCCCUCCCUUUCCAGGCACUUCUGUGCAUAGAACUUUACUCAGCAGCUCCAUAAUGGGGCAGAAUGUGCUGAUUUUUGGCUGACGACAACCACACACCAUUACACCUCACCACUGGCAACUGGAUCAUAUGGAGCCAUAGGGAUUUUCCUUCUCUCACCAAGAAAUAUGGUUCUAAAUUCACACACUUUUACCAGAGAAGGCAAGCAUGUAGCUGCACACGCUGCCUCUGAUGCCUUGAAGUAGUUGCGUGCUAUUCUCCUAUCCAUGCUCCCUUCAUGGACAAUUGGAAUUCAAUUCCCUUGGAAAUCUAAAAUUUUGCUUGAAAAAGAAUCACUUUUAUUCACUGCCACGAGUUAAGUAUCAUGGAAACACGACUGCUAACAAUUUGCUUCACGUAAUUUGUACUAAUGCUAAUAAGCAACAGCUGCAACACUUCCUGUUGUAAAUUCUUUUGUGGUUGCAGCGGAAUUAUCACAUCUGUACUUCACAAAUCUGAUAGACUUGAGUACAGAUUGCUCAUUCUGGCCCCAGCUCCAGCAAAUCCCUGUGCCUCAGAAGUACAGCAACAGAAAGAUGUAUUUACAGUCUCUGUCUCCCUUCAUUCCCAAAGUCUCUGCUCCCCACCAGGUAUCUGGAGCAAGAAGGAUCAGGGCUGGGGGGAAUGUGGCAGCCUGGGGGUCAGCCAGUGCAUGCAUGGUGUGGUUGGAGCAGAUUGCUUUCAGCAAAGAUAUCAUUGGCCAGCCAGGUUUAUUGCAGUUCAAGCAGACAAGUUUUGGUCAGAGGCUAAGUACAGGAGAAAAGUGAUUUAUUAAAGAAAAAGAGAGAAAUAUGAGUGUGCAAUACACUGCCACCAUAAGACUUAAGCUGAAACCCAAGAAUCCUUCAACUGUAAUCUAAAGAAAAAUGCUUCCCUCACUCAAGACUCUAAAUAAAGCAUGUUAGGCCAAACCCAGGUCCCACUGAGGUCUGCAUAAGUUUUUCUAUUGAAUUCAUAAGGCUGGGGCUUGGCUCAUAAACCAGGUCAAGCUUCAGCCAUGUCCCAUAGUAACCAGAGCCUAACAAGCUAUUCCAUCCUCUCUUACAAAGAGUGGAGACAGCCGCUGCUGGCCAGCUCCGUUCCCCUGCUCCCAGGAGAGCUGCUAGCUUACUGGAAGAGAGUUCUUCCAGCACCUCUACCUGACCCCAACACCUUCUCCUGUUAGCUUUGCAUUUUAGCUAUGAGUUUCAUGGAAGGUGGUUUGGGUUUUCCACUUUGGAGCAAACCAAAGUCCAUGCCCUGAGGAUUUCAGCCGUGCCACCAGGCAGAAACUUGCACUGAUUUGAACAUGACUGUGCUGGGAGAUUUCCACAUGUUCCCAAAGCGAAGGCUGAGGUGGAAUUUAAAAAUAAAACUUUUCAAAAUGAGUCUCAGUGACCCACAACUUUUGGCUCCUUCAGCAUCCACCACACUUCAUCAUACUUCAGAUGGUCAGGUCUCUUGGUAGUGCCAUAAUCGGACAGGAAUAGCUCAUAGAACUUCAGAAGAGACUCCAUCUCUGACUACAGAGUCUUGCUCCUCUUGGUCUAUACGCAGCUGCCAAAAAGCAGCAUUUGGGAAGAAUGUGUGAGUGUCUGUAUGUUGCUCAGAGAGGCUUGCCUGGCUGCACAGACAGGCUGUGAAGUGAGUGAAAUAAUAAAAGCAACUAGGAAGGAGGGGCUAUAAAAAUGGAAAAGCCCCCCGCUUCACUGGAGUUCCCAUGGAGUUUGUACCCUGUCUUCACGCCUGUGUUGAAUUUGCUCUGCAUAUCGCAGUAUGUCUUUAUUGCUCAGAGAUUAUGCUGCCUGUUGUGAACAUAAAAUACGUGCAACCAACUCAAUUUUGUCAGACAUCUCUAGAAGAGUGGGGAAUGGCAAGAACCUGAAGUCCAAGUAGUACAGGAAUGAGGACAUUUCAGAGUAGAGCAGUUUCACAGGUUUCAGUGUUUUCCAGUCGAAACGUGGAAGAAGAGAAAAAGAACUUCUGAAUUUAAGUGAAUGCAAGCCAGUGAAAGGCUAGUGAUUAAUAUUAUCCCUCACUUUGAUGGUUUCCUGAUCUGCAGAGUGUUUUAUGGCCCUGAGCAUUUGCUGUAGUGGCAGUGCAGUGAAUUGAUCUGUGUCCAGGUUCCACUCAAACCAAAUAACUGUCUCUAAAAACUAUCUGUCUUCUUCAUGGUUAUUCUAAUAUGCUGUAGCAUCCAGAAAGCUUCUGAUCAGCUUGGUAAAAGUCAGCACUUAGAGAAAAACAUAUCUGUUUUCUUUUUUGUUUUUUUUUUUAAAUCUUGUGGCACAAAUCUCCAGAAAACAGCUAUAGCCACAGCUGUGUAGCAGGUCAACAUACCCAGCUUUUAAUUUUAUUCCUCCCAGAAACCUAGUAAUCGAAAAUAUUUUGCUUACCCGGUCUAUGCACAUACAAGAAGACAACCUAGAUUCCAGUCUCCCACUGAUCCUGUGAAUGGAAGUGUCAAAUGCAAUAGAGUUAUUGACACUGUAAGUUUAGUAGAGUUGUUACACAUUUUUAUCAGCAUAAACAAAAUCCGUAUCUCAUUUGAUAGACCUGUCCUCUGACAAGGCUGAAAUUUAAAUGCUAGCUUGUUUGGCUGCAAUUAUCGAAACUUACUAUCAGUAUUUGUGUCCCAUUGACAUGUAAAGAUUGUGUCCAGGGCUGUGCAGGGAUACUUUAUGAAACUCAGCCUGCCUUGGAGACUUGACAGCUUCAUAAGGCAAAAAAGACAAUCUAAGGAGAAGUGUUUCCUAGAGACAGUUUUCCUUUCCUAUUGCAGAUAAAUGCUGAAAACAAAUAAAAGUCAAUGGCGUGAAUUUCCCAAAGUGAGUGGAAAAUAGCAGAAGACUGAGAAAAAUGAAGCAAAACUUACAUAAAGGUGAGCAGCACUGACUCCUUCCCAACACUCUUAAGCCUGGCCUUUGGUGAAGCCAGGGAUCUGAACCCAAGCCCCCUGGUUGAAUCAAGUGCCUUACCCACAAGACCCUCUACUCUCACUGGCUUUUCUCCCACUGCUGUCCACUUCUGUGUCCUCACACAGCCCUUAACUGCAUCCUCAUGAACCUGAAAAAUAGCACCCAAAUGGGCCUUAAAAGGUCAGUUAGUCCUUUGCCCUGCACUCUUUCUUCUUCACCUCAGUCUUCCUCUGCUUUUCCCCUAGAGCUUCCCACCCCUUUCUGUUCCACUCCUCCCACUGCAGUUUCGUAUUUUUUAUCCCCAGUCCCAUUCCUGCAGCAGUGCUUCUUUUCCUUCCUUUUCCUCUCUCAGUGACCAUAUAGGUGCCUCCUUCACCCUUGCCACAACUCCUUCUCUACAUUUUGCCUCUUCCCUGUUCUUCCAUUUCCCCUCUCUCUUUGUCUAGUUUUCUGCAACCCUUUCUUUCCUUUCAAUCAAGUGCCCUUUACAGGAUAAUCUUGUACCAGUUCUACUGUGACAAAGACUACCAUGCACUGACAUCUUUGAAUUAAGUUGUCUGUACUUUUUUUGACACACUCUUUAUCUCAUACAAAAAACUCUUCCACUGCUUUCAUUCACAGCAUGAAAGGCACUUCUUGAGAAUGGUCUUUAACUAGUUGGCUGAUGACUACCUGCAAUAAAUAUCUCAUUAAAGGCUCAGCACUUUUAUGAAGGAUAAGUGCAGUUUCCCCCUCUAACUUACUUCUUUUCCUAUGCUGCCUAUUGAUAUUCAAGCUGCUAAAAUUCUCCUUGUUCUGAUGAGUCCCUGUUACACUGCUCACUGGGAUGAAUCCUUGGCUUCCACCCUGUUGCUGAUGGCCACAUGAACUAGGCUUGGACCUGUGAAUGGCACACCAUUAGGCAGGUGUGAGCACUGAUGUGUACAGAGCCACCAGCAUUGCCUCCCCAGGCUUGGAGAAGGUCCAGCUUGCUUUCAGCCAGCAUCAGAAAGUUGGUUGGAAAGAGGAGGUGCCCAUUGCCAAUGAUAAGGGCAACAGAAGGUAGGAAAGAGCCAUCCAGUUGGAGGAAGAAGAGAAGUGAUGUUGGCCAGCUGGAAGGUGGUGGUGGAAUAGACAAAAUCAGCAACGAGGGAAGACCAUGCUUGUAAGCAUAUAUUAAGAAUGGGAAAAAAAAUCAGUGUGGCAACUGGCACUUCAAUAUUUACAGCAUCAUCCUUCAUGCUGAAAUACGUGCAAUAACGCAGGGCAGAGCAAGCAUGGGUGCACACAAGUGUGAGUUUAAAGUAAUGACUGUAGCUUCUGUGGGGCUACUGCAUACUGCUACCAGUAGGAAUGAGAUCAGAUCUUGGCUCUGGGUCUCUGUUUCCAAAUAGUGCGAAGGAUGAGAGGAGAACAGUCUCUAUCCAGCUGGAAAGUGGCAGCCCUAAAUCAGGCCACAAAAUAAAGCAACUCCUCCUCACACUUUCAUUUUUUUUUCUUUAAAUGCUGCUCUGAGCUCUCUUCCAACUCCUCAGCAUUACCUUCCAGGGCUGGUGAAGCAUGUACAGGGCUUUUUUGAUGUGUGUGCAGCUAUCAGUUUUUGUAUUGCUAAUUGGGCUCAAAGAUUGUUAGCUUUGAUUUUUAAUGUUCUGUAAUUUGCUAGAUAAGCCUCAGUUUCUGCAGCAACUAUAUAGGUAGGGUAUCUUUCAUCAUAUCUUGCAGAUAUUUUAUAACACUGGAAUCUUUUGUAUAUCUGCUAACCUUGAAAGGUGAAUGACAGCUCUUUCCUGGUACUAUACAGCCUUAGGAGUAGAUACUUUGCAACAGGUACCAGAUAACAAGGGAUGAUACAGUUUUUCAAGCAUAUAUAAUAUCUACUAGAGACAGUAAAAGCUGACUAGACAAUUUGGUUACAAUCAAGAGUUCAAACUCACAAUCUUGCAUUCUGACACUCCCAAAUUUAUUACAGUCUAGACCACUUACUCUUGAUAGGCACCACAUUAGGAAAACACAUUUGUGACUGCUGUCAUCCAAAUCCCAUGUGAGAUAACAGGAGCUUGUCCAGCACAUGGCACAGAAAGAUCAGUUCACGUAUAGUAGCUCACCAAGAUUCCUUCACCUGCCAGACUAUAUAUUAAAAUAGAAUGUAAAUAACUAGCUUUCCUAUUUAUUAAAAGUGUGCUGUCAUGAUGAGAUUAUGGGCUUGAAUGAUGCUGAUGACUCAAACUAUUCUAUGAUUCUGUUCUAUGAUUCUAUGACUUGAUGUGAGGUGUGUAUUAGGCUGAGGACCUGUGAAAGUCCCUGGCUCAGAUUGUCCUCCUCCUUUCAUUGUCCUGUGCGGUUUUACUUGGCACUACCACUCUGGUGUCACCAGGCUCCUACUCUAUUCCUGCUGGCAAAAGGCAGCUGGGUUUGUUUAUUUAUUUGUUUAUUUAUUUAUUUAUUUAUUUAUUUAUACUGGCAGUACAGCAUUGCCAAGAGCAGCCCCAUGGGCUGUGACAGGAGUGAUGCUACCUGAGUGCCCCCUUGGAAAGAAAAGACCCCAUUGACUCGUCUCAUUGCUCUCCCACCUGUAUCCCCAAUCCAUAGCACCACAAGGUGCCUGAGCACUUCCUGCUGUGUAAAUCUUCCUCACUACUUCUUUCCUGAUGCUGGUAUAGAUCCAGAUCAUCCCUACCAGCAUCAGUGCUAGACUACCCACGACACACUCACUGAUGAGAGAACAGUCAGGGUUUCUGCAUUCAUCUUUUACACAUCCUUGCCUUAGCACUGUUUUGUUUUGCUUUCUUUUGAUGAGGAACAAGAAAGCAUCUUAGCCUGUGAGCAGUUUCAAGGCCUCCAUGCAGCAAUGCAAUUCUGUGCCAGUCAAUGCCAAGCCUGAACAUUUGUAUCAUUGCCAUAAGUCUUAAGCUUUGUCUCAAGCUGAAUGCUUGACAUUCUGAAUAUAGGUAAUUUCUGAUUCUGGAAAGCCUAAUCUUCAAUCUGCUGUCCACUCAUUUUACUUAGCACCAUAUUUUAAUAUUAUUUUUCUCUCAUUGUCAGGAGAUAAUAAGCAAUUUGGGUUGCUUAGAUGCUAACAUAGAUUUAGAUGCCCACAACUCUUCUUAAUACAAGCCUUCUCCAUUUUUGACCAAAAAGUGUUUCUAAAGGUGGCAUACAGGAUAUAUUGUUAAUUAUGCCAGGAUUACCAUAUGAUGAUAACAAUUGUCAGGAAAAGACAUCUGCCCCUUAGUUCCACUUACUGGUAAAACAAUGCAAACCCUUUCAUACUUUGUUGUUUCUCAGCUGUCAAAUCCUUCCGCAGUAAAUCCUCUCUAACAGUGAACAUUGCAUUAUAUUGAAUAGCUUUGCAUUCACUUUGCCAAUUUGCAAACAUGGAAGAGCUGAGGUUAAAUGAAUGUGGAACUUACAAGUAGGGAUAACAUGUGAAUAAAAUGCCUGGAGUCCCAGGAGUGCCUCGAUUAUGACAAACAGUGUAUUAGUAUUGCUCUCACCCUGCCUCAAAGGGUUUAUUGAAGUGAUUUGUCUUCAGCUGUGGACAUGUGUGCCUUUCUAUGUGUAUGUACACACUGGUCUGAUGUAUGUACACAGAUAUGCACCUGCCCACCAUAUGUACACCUCGUACAUAUUCAUGCAUCUGAGCCAAAUAAUAACUCAAUUUAGCAUGUUCUGAAUGAGUGGGUCCAAUAUAUUCAUUCUUCAUAUGUACAGUGUUUCAAUACAUGUGCAGCCAGUUACCAAAUACAGUGUCAAACUAUGAUUCUUUUUCUAUUUCUUCAGACAUUGUUCUGUAUUAACUACAAAUUAUUCCUUCCAGUGGAUUCUCUGUCGCUAUUUAGAGGCAUGUGUUAAUGUAUAGCAGUAUAUUGCCUGUUCUGUGUGCUGUAUGAUACUGUUUGCAUCUUAAAUAAGCUGAGUAUUACUGGUCUAAAUGUUCUUAAUUUUGUACAGCAGACUUUUGCUUGGGUUUCACAAUUUGAUGGAGUAUGUUUAAGAAUGUAGUAUGGAAGGGGACCGGAUGUGAUAAAGUAAAAUGGUCCUAAAUCUUCAGAUUUAUGUUUCAUAGAAAAAGCCAGUACUUUCUUUUACUAUUACAAAAUUAUUUCUGUAUUUUUUAAUAAAGAAUUGGAUUUACUUGGUUCUAUGUAUGUUUUCUCUAAUAAACCUUAUUUUUAAAAUAAG